Molecule: messenger RNA, 1802 nt
Organism: Caenorhabditis elegans
Lineage: Eukaryota; Metazoa; Nematoda; Chromadorea; Rhabditida; Rhabditidae
Gene: W04B5.3
Product: Galectin
Molecular function (GO): carbohydrate binding
Source: RefSeq, marked reviewed
AAUAUUUGCUUAGCGAUAAAAAUACUGAAAAAGGUGCUGCGGCAACUGAUAACGGACACUUUUCCGAAAAGUUAUUCUCGAAUAUUCUAAUUUUCUUGUGAAAUACUACCUGACUAUGCAGAACUUUGUUUUACCGACAAUGCCGUUCCGUCGGGACAUUCCAGCCGGCUUUCCAGUCGGGACCACAUUUAAAUUGACCGGAAAACCCUACGAGGACAUUCAGAAGAGCAUUUUCGUGAUUUUCAACACAAAUAAUGGAGAUCAGGCUCUUCGCGUCGAGCUUGUGCUCGUUCAACCGUCUAAACUAAAAAUCGAUUGCACCGUAUCACAAAAAAAGUCAACCGCCGUCGAAACUCUUGUCGUCUGCCCGUUAAAUCAACGGGCGGUGCUGAAAAUCAUCACCUCCCAGCACUCGUUCCAGAUUUUGUUCAACGAAUCCAAGGUUGCAGAUUUUGUGCACCGCGUCGACCCCACACUAGUGAAAUCGGUACUUGUCAGCGGUCCAAUGAUCACCGAAGAUGUCACUAUUACCCCUGGAACAUCCCAACCCCUUCCAUCCUACGAACAAGCAACAUCUCCACCGGUAGAAAUGAUGGCUAAUAUGAAUCUGGGAACUCCUCAAAAAGUCCCACUUCCGGAUAACGAGCCAUUCCCGCCAGCGCCAAUGCCUCAGCCAGCCGCCCCGCCUACGCAGAUCACUAUGACUACGGCUCCCGGCUCAACAGGCACCACCUCCUCCUCUUUCUACUUUACCGGCGGCUCGCAGGGAUUCUCGAAUCAUCCGUACCCACUUCCGGGAUUAAUCGAUAAUUCGACACAUGCAUCACAGCAGAAUCCCGUUGGAACAUUACCACCACAAACUUCCAUGCCAAGUGCACCGCCUAUCACUCAGGCUCCGCCGACUCCGGCGGGAGCUGCGUACACCUCGCCAUAUACCAGCGUCCCUAUGCCACAGCCUCCGUCUUCCGUUCCACUUUCGUAUACACCUGCGCCAACUCCAUCGGUACCAUAUACAGUGACCUACCCCCAAUCGGCUAAUUCAACUCCAGGAAUUCCUCAGCCACUUCCCCAACAAAUGUCACGUCAACAGGCUCCAAUCUAUCAAAAUCAACAGCAAAUGCCUCCGGGAUACAAUCCUUAUCUCCAACAGCAACAGCAACAGAUGGCAGUAAUUUGAAAAAAAUUUUAAAAAAUUCGAAAAAAAAAAUUUCAAUUUUUUAAAAAUGAAAAUCAAUAACUUUUUCGCUUAAAAACCUAAAUAUUUAACUCUAGCUCGUGGAGACCUUUAAAAUGACACCCAUAUCGGCUAGGUUCCACCAACUUUGGGUCCCGCCACGAAAACUACAGUACCCCUUGGGACUUUCGCGGCGAGACCAAAAGUGAGCGAAACCUAGCCAAUAUGGGGGUGUCAUUUUGAAGGUCUCGACGCGAUAAACUCAAAUUUCAUAAUUUCAAACACUUUUUCUUUAAAAUUAAAUAAAAAAUUGGAAAAAGUAAAAAAUUCCAAAAAAAUUUUUUUAGGCCACCGUCCCAAUGCCAUAUCCCUCAGGAGCAGCAGCAGUUCCAGUGUCUGCAAUGGCACCACAAGUAGUACAGUACCCAACUACAGUAGUCCCAUAUUCGUAUCCUGCCGUUCAACCGUAUCCCAUGUACCAACAGUAUCCAAUGGGCUAUGGCUAUCAACCAGAAGUCUACUAUUACGACGGAGGACACCAUCAUCAUAGGCAUCACCACCAUCAUUGCGACUAAUUUCAAAUUUGAAUGAUUAUCGAUUUUUUUAAAAAAUAAAGCUAUUUUCAUAG